Messenger RNA from Necator americanus (New World hookworm), 714 nucleotides. RefSeq lists its product as uncharacterized. The coding region runs from base 1 to 714 and encodes 237 amino acids. The transcript has 6 exons. The record is from RefSeq and is a predicted model, not a curated record. NCBI's taxonomy places the organism in Eukaryota, Metazoa, Nematoda, Chromadorea, Rhabditida, Ancylostomatidae.
AUGAGAAGUUCGACAGUUCGCAAGCAUGUCCAGUAUCCCAGCCAAGUAAAAGAGGGGAUUUGGACUUCCGCAAUUCGCCAGCGACCGAAAAUCGUGAAGCUGAAGGAGAUGAUGAGUUGGUUGUUCGAAGGUGGUAAAGAUAAUGCUGCGGUACGGCUUCUUGGAACAUUAUUUCUGUUUUGCUGGUAUUUCAAUUCGGUGACUCAAAUGAUCAUGGCCGUCGAUCGGAUUGCUCCUGACCACCAAGUGCUCUCCUAUUCCUAUUUCAUUAAGGAUGGUAUAUUAAACUACGCGAAUUUAUUCAUGGACACACCAAUAGACAUUAUUUCAUCAGUAACAUGUAUUACUUGCUAUACAUAUAUUCUUGCGUUUAUGCGAAGAAUGAGAGGUGACUGCCGAAACCGUACCAACCGCCACGGACUCCGGGAAUACAGGUACGCACUACAAUUUUUCGCUAUCUGUAUAUUCUAUUUGGCAGCAUGGUUAUGCCGCCGUACGUUGCCGCUCAUUGUUGGCGCUGGAAGAGUAGAAUACUUCAUCGCCGUUCCGAUUUGCGUAGCAUUGAACUGCUCCGCAAAUUCUUUGGUUUAUAUUACUACGAAUCCAGAGGUGCGACGAAAUCUUUCUAUCAGGCGGGCUACCUUAAUCGGAUUGACGACGCAAAGCGUUGGAAAUAUCAGAACAGCUCCAGCUAAUCCAAAGACGCAAGCUUGA